This is a messenger RNA of Sorex araneus (European shrew), 2875 nucleotides long. RefSeq names its product EBF family member 4 (gene EBF4). The record is from RefSeq and is a predicted model, not a curated record. Gene Ontology annotation, molecular function: DNA-binding transcription factor activity, RNA polymerase II-specific; RNA polymerase II cis-regulatory region sequence-specific DNA binding. Gene Ontology annotation, biological process: regulation of transcription by RNA polymerase II. NCBI's taxonomy places the organism in Eukaryota, Metazoa, Chordata, Mammalia, Eulipotyphla, Soricidae. Bases 1 to 2109 code for a protein of 702 amino acids. The transcript has 18 exons.
AUGGCCCGGGCCCGCGGCCAGGCCCCGGGGAGCUGCGGGCGGCGGCGGCCGCGGCGGGGCGGCGCGGGGAGCGGGCCCCGGGGGGAGUCGGCCGGGCUGCUGCUGCUGCUGCUCCAGGUGCUGCCGCCCGCGGCUGCCGCAGGGCCCGGGCGCCGGGGCACGCGGGGCGGCGGCGGCGGCGGCGGCGUCUGCUGGCCCGGCGCUGCCCCGGCCUUUCCCCGGGACGCGCGGCUGCUGCUGCUCCUGCCGCCGCUGCCGCCCCUGGCGCCGCCGCCGCCGCCGCGCGCCGAGCCCGCAGCCUCCGCCUCCCGGAUGGACGCUGUGGCCCGCGGCGGGCUGAGUCUGAAGGAGGAACCUCUGCUGCCCGCCGGCCUGGGCUCGGUGCGCUCCUGGAUGCAGGGCGCGGGCAUCCUGGACGCCGGCACCGCGGCGCAGAGUGGCGUGGGCCUGGCGCGAGCACAUUUUGAGAAGCAGCCCCCCUCCAACCUCAGGAAAUCCAACUUCUUCCACUUCGUGCUGGCCAUGUACGACCGGCAAGGGCAGCCCGUGGAGGUGGAGCGCACGGCCUUCAUCGACUUCGUGGAGAAGGACCGAGAGCCCGGAGCGGAGAAGACCAAUAACGGGAUCCAUUACCGCCUCCGGCUGGUGUACAACAACGGGCUGCGGACUGAGCAGGACCUCUACGUGCGCCUCAUCGACUCCAUGUCCAAGCAGGCCAUCAUCUACGAGGGGCAGGACAAGAACCCCGAAAUGUGCCGAGUGCUGCUCACCCACGAGAUCAUGUGCAGCCGAUGCUGUGACCGGAAGAGCUGUGGGAACCGGAAUGAGACGCCCUCCGACCCGGUCAUUAUCGACAGGUUCUUCCUCAAGUUCUUCCUCAAAUGCAACCAGAAUUGCCUCAAGAACGCGGGGAAUCCCCGAGACAUGCGGCGCUUCCAGGUGGUGGUGUCCACGACAGUGAGCGUGGACGGGCACGUGCUGGCCGUGUCCGACAACAUGUUCGUGCACAACAACUCCAAGCACGGCCGCAGGGCACGCCGCCUGGACCCCUCGGAAGCGGCCACCCCCUGCAUCAAGGCCAUCAGCCCCGGGGAGGGCUGGACCACGGGCGGCGCCACUGUCAUUGUCAUCGGGGACAACUUCUUCGACGGGCUUCAGGUCGUGUUCGGGAACGUGCUCGUGUGGAGCGAGCUCAUCACACCUCACGCCAUCCGGGUGCAGACGCCCCCGCGGCACAUCCCCGGGGUGGUGGAGGUGACCCUCUCCUACAAGUCCAAGCAGUUCUGCAAGGGAGCACCGGGACGCUUUGUCUACACUGCCCUGAAUGAGCCGACGAUCGACUACGGAUUCCAGAGACUACAGAAAGUCAUACCCAGACACCCCGGGGAUCCCGAGAGGCUGCCUAAGGAGGUGCUGCUGAAGCGGGCGGCCGACCUGGCCGAGGCGCUGUACGGAGUCCCCAGCAGCAACCAGGAGCUGCUGCUGAAGCGCGCGGCGGACGUGGCCGAGGCCCUGUACAGCGCCCCCCGUGCUCCCGCGCCGCUGGGACCCCUGGCCCCGAGCCACCCGCACCCCGCCGUCGUGGGCAUCAACGCCUUCAGCAGCCCGCUGGCCAUCGCCGUCGGGGACGCCACGCCGGGCCCCGAGCCAGGCUACGCGCGCAGCUGCAGCAGCGCGUCCCCCCGCGGCUUCGCGCCCAGCCCCGGCUCGCAGCAGAGCAGCUACGGCAGCGGCCUCGGAGCCGGCCUCGGCGGCUACGGGACCCCGGGAGUGGCCGGCCUCGGGGUGCCCGGCUCCCCUAGCUUCCUCAACGGCUCCACGGCCACGUCGCCCUUCGCCAUCAUGCCCUCUAGCCCCCCGCUGGCCGCUGCCUCCUCCAUGUCCCUCCCGGCCGCUGCCCCCACCACCAGCGUCUUCUCCUUCUCGCCUGUCAACAUGAUCUCGGCGGUGAAGCAGAGGAGCGCCUUCGCCCCGGUGCUGCGGCCCCCCAGCUCCCCGCCCCAGGCCUGCCCCAGAGCCCACGGAGAGGGCCUUGCCGACCAGCCUUUUGAGGAUUCUGACAAAUUCCACUCUCCAGCCCGGGGGCUGCAGGGCCUGGCAUACUCGUAAUUGUGGCUGGCAGGUGUGGCCCACCAAGGCCGGACUGGAGGCCCCCCGGGGUACACACCCAUGUCUGGACGACGGCACAGACACGAGCAGGGUCAGGGCUGUGGGCCAAGCAGAGGCCUACUUCCCCGCGCUGAAGGACCCCCUCCAGCCCCCCGGCUUCUCUCGCCCCCCCCUUUUGGGGGCUGGUCGGAAGCCCGAGCACUUUGCACUGAGCACCGUGUUCUCUGCUGGAGAGCAUCGGGAGGUGCUGGGGUGCGGGGCCUCCCUGGCGGCUUCCUCUGGAUUCGAAGGACCUGGCGCAGACCAAAGGCGCCCGUGCCGGCAACUGCCCCCAGGGCACUGGUACGGACGGGACAGACGGUGGGAAAGGACAGCUCAGGGAGAGGGGCCCGGAAGGGACUGUCGGAGUCUGGCCCCGCGUCCCAGCGUCUCCCCAGGGCAGAGGUGGCAUCCACAGGUGCAGCCCACCCAGGCCCCCGAGGAGCUCCCAGGGGCACCUGAGCCCAGUGCCCCCCAUUGCCUCGGGGGGGCCCCGAACACGCCUGCCUGCCGCAUCAUGAAUCCCAGCGGGAACUUGGAGCCUGCAGGACGCAGAAGAGGGGGCUGUGCCCAUGGCAUUGUGGGUCUCCGCCCAGUGGGUGUCUCGUGGACUCUGGUGCCCCUCCACGGGACUCUGGCUGGCGCAGGGGCUGGGGCCGGCCGCCCCGGGGCUUUCCCUCUGCUCUCCUGAGGUUGGAGUGACCGGAACAAUAAACACAGAUGCAGG